CCCGGAAGGCCAGAGCCAUCCCUGAGCCUUCGAGCCCUCGACUAGACUAGCAGAUUCUACCACUUAAAAAACCCACGCAAACCAAAAUCCCCCCCUUCCCUUCCGCUGCUCCGCACUCGCUUCUCGCAUUCCACCGCUCACCAUGGCCGCCGCCGUCGAAGCAGCUGGAGGUCGGAAGGCCAGCUGCUUCCUUGAGGUCGGCCGGCGCGAGAUCGGCUCCUCCUUUCCCCGCGCCUCCUCCCGCCGAAUCAGCGGCUCCGAGCAUAUACUGAUGCGGAUGACUCAGUAUGGAAAGUUGCAUGGACAUGAUGGCUGUGUUAAUACCGUGAGCUUUAACCCUGCUGGUGACCUCCUUGUGUCCGGUUCAGAUGACACCAACAUUAUACUAUGGGACUGGCUUGCUAAAACUAAGAGGCUGGUUUACCCUUCUGGCCAUCACGAAAAUGUCUUCCAUGCUCGUGUGAUGCCGUUUACUGAUGAUAGCACUAUUGUAACUGUCGCUGCUGAUGGACAGGUUAGAGUGGGACAACUGAAGGAGGGCGGUGAAGUCACAACCAGACUAGUUGGGGAGCACGAUUCCAGCGUGCAUAAGAUGGCUAUCGAACCAGGAAGCCCUUACAUUUUUUACAGUUGUGGAGAGGACGGCUUGGUACAGCAUUUUGACUUGAGAAGCGAUUCGGCAACAAAGCUGUUCACCUGCUAUUCUUUCUUGAAUGACAGACGUCGUGUAAGACUGAAUAGCAUUGCCAUUGACCCACAGAACCCUUACUAUUUUUCAAUUGGUGGUUCUGAUGAGUAUGUACGAUUGUAUGACAUGAGGAGAUUCCAGUUGGAUGAUUCAAGAAACAUAAACCAGCCUGUAGAUACCUUCUGCCCUAAGCAUCUUGUUAAGGGCGGGAAGGUCCACAUCACCGGUAUUGCAUAUUCCUAUGCAAGGGAGAUACUUGUAUCCUACAAUGAUGAACUUGUCUAUUUGUUCCAAAGCAAUAUGGGUCUUGGUCCAAAUCCCGUGGCAGCACAGCCAGAGUGUUUUGACAAGCUCGAUCAGCCACAAUCAUACUCAGGUCACAGGAAUUAUCGAACUGUUAAGGGAGUCAAUUUCUUUGGACCAAAUGAUGAAUAUGUUGUCAGUGGAUCAGAUUGCGGGAAUGUAUUCAUAUGGAGGAAGAAAGGAGGUGAAUUGAUGAGGAUGAUGAAUGGUGACAAAAGUGUAGUUAACUGCAUUGAACCCCACCCGCAUUUUCCCUUCAUGGCUACUAGUGGGAUUGACAAAACUGUCAAGCUUUGGACACCUUCCGCAAAAAAAGUGAUGUCACUGCCUAAAAACGCAAAGGAAAUAAUAGCCUCUAAUGAACGGGGGAGAGAGGUUGAUGCUUCUGGAGCGGAAGUGACACUUUCAUCUGAUGUCAUCAUGCAUGUGUUGAGGUUGCAUAGGAGACAGUCUGAACUGCAGCGGGAGAAUGAACCAGGUGCUGCGGAUUUCGCCAGUGAUGAUGAUGAGGCUUUCUACAUUGGAUUUGGCAAUGCAGAAAGGGAUGAGAGGGAAAACUCUGACCCCAGGGAAUGCAUUGUGACGUAGCUAAAGCAGGAGAAGUUUGCAGCCUGGCUCUGGAUUCAUGUUGGAGCAAACUGCACGAGUCUUAGUUUGCAGUUUUACAUACAAAGCUAUGCUCCGGGAUGUGCCUCCUACAAUGCACCCAGAGGAAUAUAGAUCGGGACACUUAACGGAGAAGCUCAAUAGUUAGUGUGGGAGAAGCUCAAUAGUUAGUGUGGCAGCGUUCUCAUCGUCUGUUCUGUUGUAGCUUUACUGGAUACACUCAGUUUCUCAAAUGUCAUAUACAUAGUUUUUUUUUGAGUGGAAAUGUCGUAUACAUAGUUGUAGUAAAAUAAAUUGUGCUCCCAGCAUGUGUAAUUAUGAACUGUAUGUUGGCUCUUGCCGAGCCUGAAUUGUGGUUUUGACCGUGCAGUAUGUACAUAAGCUUUCCUUGGUGCUGCAACAUUCAGAAUCAGUAUUUUAGUUGUUUGGCCUGUCUGGCAA
This is a messenger RNA of Panicum virgatum (switchgrass), 2038 nucleotides long. Its product is annotated as DDB1- and CUL4-associated factor 8-like. Gene Ontology annotation, cellular component: cytoplasm; Cul4-RING E3 ubiquitin ligase complex. NCBI's taxonomy places the organism in Eukaryota, Viridiplantae, Streptophyta, Magnoliopsida, Poales, Poaceae. The transcript is spliced from 5 exons. Gene Ontology annotation, molecular function: protein binding. The record is from RefSeq and is a predicted model, not a curated record. Bases 143 to 1579 code for a protein of 478 amino acids.